Sphenostylis stenocarpa is the source of this 3084-nucleotide messenger RNA. NCBI's taxonomy places the organism in Eukaryota, Viridiplantae, Streptophyta, Magnoliopsida, Fabales, Fabaceae. The record is from the annotation of a GenBank genome assembly.
AUGACGCGCGGAAAGAAGAAGCAACAAGGGAAUACAGUUACCAUUCCAGUGGAUUCAAACCCCACUCAGCAAAAUACCCAAUCCUUGGAUUUUGAUGCUGGGUGUGAGGCUGUUGAGAUUAAAGCAAUGGACUUCACUGAAAACAAUCAUGAUGGGGCAGGAGGGUAUUCUUCUGUUGCAGAAGGCGUGAAAAGGAAGCGUGGCAGAAAAAGUAAAGAGGAGGAGGGCAUGAAAACAAUGCUAGAGGGCAAUUUGUUGGAGAAGAACGAUGUUCAGGACGAAAACCACGGUGGAAAUGGUGGGGUUGGAGAUUGUUCUUUUGUUCAAGGUGUGAAAAAGAAGCGUGGCAGAAAGAGUAAAAAAGAUAAGGAUGACAUGAAAAUGAAGAAGUCAGAGGGUAAUUUGUUGGAGAAAGAGGGUGUUCAAGACGUUAAACACGGUGAAAAUGGUGGCGUUGGAGGGUCUUCUUCUGUUCAGGAAGGUGUGAGAAAGAAACCCGGCAGAAACAGUAAUAAAGACAAGCAGGACAUGAAAGGGAAGGAGAUACUAGAGAGCAAAUUAUUGGAGAAGAAAGAUGUUCUAGACGAUAAUCAUGGCAAAAUUAGUGGGGUUGCUGAGAAGAGACGUGGGAGAAAAAGAAAGACGCUUGAGGAAGAUGGUGACGUCUUUGGAAUGCCUGCGGAUUCUUCAGGAAGUGGCAUCCAGAAGCAAUAUAAUUUUAGGAGCCCUAAAGUCAAUAUAGAAGUGGUGAUGCCAAAAAUCAACCAAAAAGAUAUUAAGUUGAAUGAAGAACAGUCCUCGAUGUGUCAUCAAUGCCAGAGAAAUGAUAAAGGCAAGGUUGUGAGAUCUAUGAGGUUUUUCUCUGUGUUUACCACUGCAUUGCCAGUUAUCUAUCUGGUGUUACGGUAUCCUCAUUUGACAGAGCAUUAUAUUGCUGAGGCAUGUCCUGUGUGCCGUGGUAAUUGCAACUGCAAAGCAUGCUUGAGAUCCGAUGUACUUAUUAAAGAAAUGAAGGGGAUAGAAACCAAUGAAGAUAAGAAGGUUGAACUUUCUAUGCGUUUGCUGCAAUUACUUCUUCCGUAUUUAAUGUUGUUGGAUGAAGAACAGAUGAUUGAGAAAGAGACAGAAGCUAAGAUACAAGUUAUUCCUGCAUCUUUAGUUGUUAACUUAACACUCUCUUGUAGUGACAACUGCAAAACGUCAAUAUUUGAUUACCACAGAAGCUGUACAGAAUGCUCUUUUGAUCUGUGUCUCAUCUGUUGCCGUGAGCUUCGUAGUGGGCAGCUUGUAGGUGGUGCAGAUCCAAUUAUGUUGGAGUUUGUCUGGCGAGGUCGUGGUUACUUGCAUGGUGAACAAGAAAAUAAAAUGGAAAAACAAAUUGAAGCAAAUGAUGUUUUUAAGCCUGUAGUUCGUGAAUGGUCAAGAUCUGGGUGGCAUGCAGAAUGUAAUGGUAGCAUUCCUUGUCCAAAAGUUAAUGAUGAAUGUAACCAUGGUUUUCUUGAACUGAGAAGUGUGUUUGGUCAACAUUUUAUCACUGAUUUAGUGUGUAAAGCAAAUGAACUAGCACAAACAUUCAAGCUUGAGACCCCUGGCAACUUCUGUUCAUGUUUGAGGCUUGAUGGAAACACAGAUGUUAGAUUUAAUAAUAUGAUGAAGGCGGCUUCCCGUUCAGAUUCCAGUGACAACUACUUGUACUAUCCUAGGGCUGUACAACUACAGGAUGAGGAUUUAAGGCAUUUUCAGUGGCAUUGGGAAAAGGGGGAGCCAGUAAUCGUUAGCCAUGUGCUUGAUUGUACAUCUGGUUUAAGUUGGGAACCACUUGUCAUGUGGCGUGCAUUCCGUCAGAUGACCAAGACCAAGCAUGAACAACAUUUGGAUGUGAAGGCAAUUGAUUGCUUAGAUUGGUGCGAGGGUGAAAUUAAUAUCCACCAAUUCUUUACUGGGUAUACAAAAGCUCGUGAGGAUUGGCUUGAUUGGCCUCAGAUAUUGAAAUUAAAAGACUGGCCACCUUCUAAUUUAUUCGAGGAACGAUUACCUCGACAUUGUGCUGAGUUCAUAUCUUCCUUGCCCUUCAAGGAAUAUACUGAUCCUCUUGGAGGUUCUCUUAACAUAGCUGUGAAAUGGCCUGCAAAAUGUCUAAAGCCAGACAUGGGGCCAAAGACAUAUAUUGCUUAUGGAUUUCCUCAGGAGCUUGGACGAGGUGACUCAGUAACUAAGCUCCACUGUGACAUGUCCGAUGCAGUAAAUGUGUUGACACAUAUUGCUGAAGUUAAAUUGGAACCACAGCAUCUUACUGCCAUUGAGAAGUUGAAAGAAAAGCACCUUCAGCAAGACAAAAGGGAGCUGCUUGGUGAUGAUCAGGAUGAAGAAACUAAUGUUGACCUGCAUAGUAAUAUAUCUUCUACCAUAAAGUCCCUGGAGAAGCAAAACAGUGUCCAAGUCUUGGAAAAUGAAAAUGGAUAUUGUGAUGAAAAAGAAGUUGAUCAGUUUCACAAACCCUCUGUUGGUAAUGAGGUUGCUUCUGCUGAUGAGAAUGGUCUUUCAUGCGGUUCAGAGCUCAAAGAGGUUGACAAAGUAAAUAUAAAGCAAGAAAGUGAUUUGUUGUUUGCAGGGGAUGGUUCAGAAGGUGCUCUGUGGGAUAUUUUUCGGAGGCAGGAUGUACCUAAAUUGCAGGAAUAUCUGAAGAAGCAUUUCAGAGAGUUCAGGCAUGUCCAUUGCUGUCCUUUAAAGCAGGUUAUUCAUCCCAUUCAUGACCAGACCUUCUAUUUGACCAUGGAGCACAAGAGGAAGCUUAAAGAGGAGUACGGAAUUGAGCCCUGGACUUUCAUUCAGAAGCUAGGAGAUGCUGUUUUCAUUCCAGCUGGUUGUCCUCACCAAGUCAGAAAUCUGAAGUCAUGUAUUAAGGUUGCAUUGGAUUUUGUCUCUCCUGAAAAUGUUGGGGAGUGCUUUCGUUUGACAGAGGAAUUUCGGACUCUUCCCAUAAACCAUGGGUCUGCCGAGGACAAAUUGGAGGUAUGCCAAACAUGGUGGUGGUACUGUGGGGUUCCCAUUGCACAUGGCAAUGGUGAUACAUGUUUUCCGUAG